Raphanus sativus (radish) is the source of this 1624-nucleotide messenger RNA. RefSeq names its product E3 ubiquitin-protein ligase APD1. The record is from RefSeq and is a predicted model, not a curated record. Bases 209 to 1501 code for a protein of 430 amino acids. Lineage: Eukaryota; Viridiplantae; Streptophyta; Magnoliopsida; Brassicales; Brassicaceae. The transcript has 10 exons.
UAACGUUCAACGACGGAGAGAAAAGACGAAGACUCGCAGGUGAUAACCAUUUUCAAACAGUGUGUAACCGUUACUUUUAAUUAUCUUCAUGGAUUCACCACCUCCUCUCACAUUCUCAGCUUUUUCUCCUUCUUUACAUCUUUAGAGGGUUUUGUCAGUUUCAUCAUCCUCUCCUCCAUCACUUCCUUCUUCCUUUCCCUCUCUCUAGAUGGAUUCAUCUCCUCCUCAUCUCCCCUCUGUGUCUUCUUCUUCGUCUUCUAACAGAGAGGAAGAAGAUGUUGAUCCCCUGUUUAAUCAUCGGGAUUUAAGCCGGCCCGAUCUUACCUUGUCCGGUGGGAACGCUUCAACGGCCGGUGUUGAACAACGCGUGUCCUGCUUCGCUGUGGUUAUCAUUUUCUGGUUCUUUGUGUCGAUGGCUAUGAUUGUUGGUGUUUACGGACCAAGAAACGUCUGGAUUGGACCCAACUCUGCUCUUCUUAUUGAACCAAACACCAUUUUUGUCCAAAGCGUAAAGGUGAAAGAGUUAGAUGACUCAAAAUCUGGACUUGAGUUAUUUGGGUUCUAUACAUCUCCUCCUCUUGAUCUUGUAGUGAAUUGGUCAGAGUCCCGCUUGGCUUCUGUCUUACAUAACUCUUACAACGAAUGGCCAUACUAUCUGAACAAAGGGGCUUCGUUGAAUAUUUCAUAUAGUGUUAAACCGGAAGGCCGUUCAGCACGGCUUGUGGUCGAUGAAGGACCUGCCUCUUAUGAGUUAUUGGAGAAACAUGCAUCUCAGAACACAGCUCUCUCAUGGAAUCUGAUUCGAGGUAAUGGUACUAUUGAAGUGAAGAUAAGUAAGUCUUCAAGUUAUUAUGUUGCUGUGGCCAACUCCAACAUGAAGGACGUAGAGGUGAAACUGGAUAUUGAUGUAAGGGCUAUCUUGUAUGAUACUAAAGAAUCAUUCUACAAGUGUACCUUCAGCAACGGCGAGUGCACAUUCAAUGCAGUGUCUCUUGUUGAAAAUUCUAUCGUCUUAACUUCACCAGCACCGAGACAGGGACCAUCAGUUGAAGGAGAAGAAGAAGAAUGGUAUGUCAGAUUCUCAUAUCAACCUAGAUGGACUUCAUAUGUAGUUGGCACUGGUUUGGUGACUUGCUUCAUGCUGGUAGCUAUACAACUCUGGAAAAGGUUACAGUGUAAUGGUGGAGAGAGUUAUCAAACCGACAAUGAUUCAACGAGAACACGAUUACUUGUGAACAAAGAUGAGGAUGGUUCGUCUAAUGAGUCUUUUGCAGCAGAUGAUGCUGAUCUUGAAGACUUUACUGGUAAUGAGGGUGAAGCAAGUAAUAGCACUAGACGACUAUGUGCCAUUUGUUUUGAUGCUAAACGAGAUUGCUUUUUCCUCCCCUGUGGCCAUUGCGUCUCUUGUUAUCAGUGUGGAACAAAGAUAGCAGAAGCUGCUGGGAGUUGUCCAGUCUGUAGAAGGAAGAUGAAGAAGGUGAAGCGAAUUUAUACAGUAUAAGAUGUAGUGUUCAAGAAACUGGUAGAUGGUAAUUAUACAUUUUGUAGGAGAUUAGUGUCUGUGCGGGUUACCGCAUAGACUGAUUUUAAUCAUAUUUAGAAAACCCGUUAGGUUUAUGGUCGA